This is a messenger RNA of Cylicocyclus nassatus, 976 nucleotides long. NCBI's taxonomy places the organism in Eukaryota, Metazoa, Nematoda, Chromadorea, Rhabditida, Strongylidae. The record is from the annotation of a GenBank genome assembly.
UUCAGAAAGCUAACCAUGCUCCCUAUUAUGAUAACUAUCUGUUCACUAUGGAUGAUUCCCACAGUCUGCGCUGAUGCUGAUUAUGUUGGACAAUACAUAGACAUUUCUAUGGCUAUGACAAUAGCUAUGAAAGAUACAGGAGCUUCAGAAGAGGAGCUGCAUCAGCUAGCAAAACAAGUCGUUCUCUAUGGUUAUGAUUCUGGGAAAGUACAACAGCUUUACGACGAUUAUCUGGAAAACAAAACUGAGGAGAUCAAGGACGCUUUUAUCAAGAAUUACCUGCACGACAAGAGGAUAGAAUAUGUAAAGGAGCGAGUCGGCAAAGUUCUAGGGUAUUACCUUACAAAGGAGCAGAUAAGAAAAGUACGCUUGGUUUUGGAACAAGAAGCUGGGAAAGGAUCCUCUCAAGAAGAAGUCAUAGCUGCAGUAAAAAAGGAAGUUGCCAAGGAGGUUGGUGAAAGAAAAGCGGAGAAAGCUGUAGAGAAUACCAUCAAAGAUUUGAGAAUACUGGUCAAUCUAAAAUUGGGAAUAUUUGUAAGACAUGAGGAGGACAUUCAGCCUUUAAUUGAGAGCGAAAAAGAAAAGAAGGAAGAGCUUGCCCCGGAGAAAAAGGAAGAGGAGAUGCCGUUCCUCAAGUAUGCAGAAGCACCCACACAAGAAGAGUUGAAGGCUGAGGGAGAAAGCCCAGAGCUACCUCUAGCUGGCACUGCGCCACCAAGCGAAGCGGAAGAUGCAUUAGGUGUUGGAACAGAGAAAAAGAAGAAGAAGAGAAAAGCAAAGGAACAGUCAGCGGUUAAGCCGGAUAAGACCCUUCAAUCGGCAAGAAUGUCUAUUCGUCUUCCUAGAGCUCCUAAAGGUCAUCAUGAAGAAGAGUUGGAACAGAUGGAGAAAUUCCUAGCGGAAGACGAUAUCAGUGCCAUAGAAAAAUGAAGCUUUUGGGAAGCACUUUGUUUGUGCAUAUCUUUGUAUGUAUGGG